Molecule: messenger RNA, 2354 nt
Organism: Entelurus aequoreus (snake pipefish)
Lineage: Eukaryota; Metazoa; Chordata; Actinopteri; Syngnathiformes; Syngnathidae
Gene: stard10
Product: StAR related lipid transfer domain containing 10
Exons: 6
Coding region: 497-1285 (262 amino acids)
Molecular function (GO): lipid binding
Source: RefSeq, a predicted model, not a curated record
UCUGAUGAUCCGCGGAGCCGGAUUUCUACCGUGUCCCUCCCUCCCUUACACCGCCCACUCCUCCUGCUCUUAUUUCUCGCCGCAUCCCUCUCGACUGCGGGGAUGGAGAAGUGCUACAAACUAGAAGGGGAACACUGACGACCCGAGUCGCAAGAAGAACGCGAAGGGGAGAGGACCGUGAAGCGGCCGUGAAGCGGAAGCACAGCAACCAUAUGCUCGGUGUAAAAAAAAAAAAAGCGGCUGCUGACAUUUAACUGAAACUUGUUUCCGACUAAACCACACCUUCGAUUCAUUCAUCGUUUUUUUAAAAUUAUUAUUAUUUAUUUUUUUAACGGCGUGCCUUCACCUGUUUGGCCAGUUAGUCGCUGACUGCAGCAGCCUGAAGACGCAUCACGUGACGCGCUGCAGGUUGGGAGCACAAUUCAAUUACAUUGUCAACUUGUUCAAACAGAAGAACCGCAGUACCGACCUUUUUCCCCACCCCCGGUACUCAGCCAUGUCUGGACGGACCGUGACCAUCCCGGACGACCGGGCGUUCGCCAGCUUCAAGUCGGAGUGUCUGUGCGAGGAGGGCUGGAGUGGGACCUACGACAAGUCGGGCAUCACCGUGUGGACCCAGGCGCUGGAGGAGGGCAAGUCGGUGCACAAAAUAAAAUGUCGGAUGAUCUGUAAGGAGGUGUCAGCUGAGACCAUGUAUGAUGUCCUGCAUGACGUUGAAUACAGAAGGAAAUGGGACACAAACGUCAUUGAGACCUUCGAUAUCGGCAAACUUACGGUCAACGCGGACGUUGGUUAUUACUCAUGGAAGUGUCCAAAUCCACUCCGUAACAGAGACUUCGUCACGCUUCGCUCCUGGUUGCCAAUAGGGAAGGAUUACAUCAUCAUGAACUACUCGGUGAAACAUGCGAAAUAUCCGCCUAAAAAGGACAUGGUCAGAGCUGUAUCCAUACACACCGGCUACAUGAUCCAGAGCCAGGGACCCAACCACUGUGUCCUCACGUACAUGGCACAGAUAGAUCCACGAGGUUCUUUACCCAAGUGGGUUGUCAACAAGUCUUCCCACUUCUUUGCUCCUCGCGUAAUGAAGAAGAUCAACAAAGCAUGUUUGAAGUAUUCCGAGUGGAAGCAGAAACACAACCCGGGAUUCAAACCUUGGCUCUACCCUGAACAGACUACAUUACCCAGCAUUCCACUGUCGGAGCUGAGCAUUCAGCAUGCCGAGAGCCUGGAAAAUAUUGACGAAAGCUCCCUGGCUGAGGCCCAUGAGAGGGAUGACAGUGACUAGCGCACUGAAGUCAAACCCGGGUCAUGUAUUCAUACACACACAUACACUGAUGCAGGGAUGCAUGCAUGCCUGUUACACAAUUACAUGUAGAUGAGGUUCAUUUCACACACGCACAGACACCCUGUACUUUUCAAUAUAUAUCUUCUCAUACUCUCAAAACAUGUAUGGAAGCGUUCAUGCAAACACGCUCCAUAUUGUUUUGCAUACUGCAUGCACCCACUUGCAUUGGGCUGUAAGUACUUUUGUCUUUUACAGCUGGGUAAAUGUUUGUGAAAAGAGUUCAAACAAAGUCUGCAAACAGGAUCCAAAAUAGAUUGUUAGGGGAAGAAAUGUUUUCUGCAACAUUUACUGUUCAAAUGUUUACACACUCUACCUUUCAUUCAAAGCGAAGCCAAAACUAUGUAUUCCACAAUGUUUUUGAUUCAUACACAGUACAUUUAUACACUCAGAAAGGCAUACAUGUACAGUCACUUCUACCAUUCAGUGUACAACCCCUGGCAAUAAUUAUGGAGUGUUAGAGGAUGUUAAAAAUAUUAUGUAGUCACUCAAUUCUGAAGAGUAAUUUUGGAAUGAUCAAAAAACACUUUGUUGAACCACUUCUGGCUUUUAUAACCAAUCAAUAUCCUUUAUUUAACCAGGUGAAAACUCAUUGGGAUUGAAAUCUGUUUUUUUCAAGAGUGACCUGGCCAAGAGGGCAGCAAAACAAAGUACCAGGAAUACAUAUAACAACAACAAAAUUCAGCAGCAUUCACACACCACAGUUAAAAAAAAUUAUUACUUACAUAUAUAAGCAUAAAAACACGUUAUAGGUUAAAAAAAUAAUAUAAAAUGUUUUUUGUAAAAACUAAUGAAAAACAAGAACAAUGCCCAAUAGUAGGCCUCUGCGAUAUUUCCUGGAUAUAUAAUCUCUGAUUAUUCACAAACAACUUGAUAUAUGAUUUUUCCCGAUGUUUCCCCCAACUUUUUAGAGAAACCAUUGAAUACAAAUAAAGACAGAGAUCAUUCAAAACUAAUGUUUGCUUUAUCUGAUCAAAAACUAGUAGAUCAAAAUGAUCACAUAUAUAUAUAU